AUGGCAACUUUCAGAAAACAGUAUGUGGUGUCCAGACCUGUGUACUCUGAGGACAGCUUUGCUGAACAUCAUGAGAAAAUCCACAGGACGCACAAAAGCAUUUUGAACCAUGUGAUGAACUAUCUAACUUGCGAUUCAAAGCGUGCCAAGAAUGCAGUGCUCUCUUUUCUGCCCAUCAUUGGCUGGAUGAGGAUCUACAGAAUUCGCGAGUGGCUGCUGGGGGAUGUGGUGUCUGGGGUCAGCACUGGACUGGUGGCCAUCAUGCAAGGACUUGCCUUUGCUCUGUUGGCAGAGCUUCCUCCAAGCUACGGCCUCUACACAGCUUUCUUCCCCAUGCUAACAUACUUCUUCCUCGGUACUUCAAGACACAUCUCUGUUGGCGCCUUCCCUGUCCUGAGUCUGAUGGUUGGAGCUGUGGUGAUACGCCUGGUCCCAAAGGACGGACCAGCAGCAAAUAUCACAGACUUUGAGGGUCUUAGCGAUGACCAAAAGAGAGUCCUGGUGGCCUCCUCUGUGACAUUCCUCAUGGGGAUUUUCCAGCUUGCCAUGGGUGUUCUACAGGUGGGCUUUAUUGUUAUAUACCUGUCAGAUACUCUGGUGUCUGGCUUCACCACAGCAGCUGCCAUUCAUAUCUUGGUGUCUCAACUCAAGUUUGUCUUUGGGUUGGCUGUUCCAGGCAUCAGUGGUCCACUCUCUAUCAUAUAUACCCUGGAGAAGGUCUUUGUCCAGAUCACCUCCACUAACAUCUGUGACCUGGUGAUGUCCAUUAUAAUCAUGCUGGUGGUGUUUGUUGUGAAGGAGCUGAAUGACCGAUACAAAGCCAAGUUGCCUGUUCCUGUUCCAAUAGAGGUUAUCAUGACUGUCAUUGCUUGUGGGGUGUCCUACGGCUUCAACUUUGAGCAGAAAUAUGAUGUUGAUGUUGUUGGCAAAAUGGUUAGUGGGUAUGAGCCUCCCAUUGCACCCAGCGUGCAAGUCCUCCAAGAAAGCACUGUGGAGGCCUUCCCUGUAGCCAUAGUUGGGUUUGCUGUAGCCUUCUCUGUGGCCAAAGUAUACUCUAUUAAACAUGAUUACACCAUUGAUGGAAAUCAGGAGCUCAUUGCAUUUGGUAUUAGCAACAUUUUCGGCUCAAGCUUCAGGUCGUUUGCAGCCAGCACAUCACUCUCCAGGACUGCUGUGCAGGAGAGCUCAGGAGGAAAAACACAGAUUGCAGGCCUAAUCUCAGCCAUGAUGGCAAUGAUUGUAACUGUAGCACUUGGUUUCCUAUUGGAGCCACUCCCCAGGUCUGUCUUGGGUGCCUUGGUAAUCGUCAACCUGAAGGGAAUGCUGAUGCAGUUUAAAGAAAUUCCAUACCUGUGGAGGAGGGACAAAACAGAAUGUGUGGUAUGGGUGGCAACAUGCCUGGGUGCCACCCUGCUGGGGCUGGAUAUUGGUCUGGCGGUGGGCUUAGGUGUGGAACUGCUCACCAUUGUCUUCAGGACUCAAUUCCCUCGCUGUUCCAUUUUGGCUAACAUCCCUGGAACAGACCUCUACAGAGAUCGCAAAGAUUACCUGAAUAUAUUUGAACCACAAGGAGUAAAGAUCUUCCGGAUACCGUCGCCUCUCUUCUUCGCCAACAUCGAAUUCUUUAGGGACAAGCUUGUGGAAGCUGUUGGAUUUAACCCUCUGAGGGUUUUGAGGAAGAGAAACAAGGCCCUCGGGAAAAUCAAGAAACUGCUUGUGAUGAGGGAUAAUGGCAUUACAGAGAAAGGCUAUGGGGACUCAUCAUGCCAAACACUCGAGAAGUCUCAGGUGGAUGAAAAGGAGAUGGACCUGUCGAGCAAUGUCAGUGACCUCCCUUUCCAGCUGAAUUGGAAUGCUGAGCUUCCUGGCAACAUCAGUGUUCCCAGAGUGGACCUUCACAGCCUGAUCCUGGACUUCUCUGCUGUCUCCUUCCUGGACAUCUCUGCGCUGAAGGGGCUCAAAACGGCACUCAAAGAGUUUAUCCGUAUUGAUGUGGAUGUUUACAUUGUUUCGUGCGAUGCUUACGUCCUGGAGAAACUGCACAGCUGUAUGUUUUUUGAUGAUGAGAUUCAGACCUCCAUCUUCUACCCAACCCUUCAUGAUGCCAUGCUGAAUGUACUUGAAAAGCACAAAUAUGACACAAGCAGAGGCUGUGCGGUACGCGAUACUCAGCUGUAGAAGAGUGACUGUCCCCAGAAACAUACAAUCAUCCAUCCAAUCAACUUACAUGAAAUCCUGUUUAUCAUUUUAAUCCUGUUAC
Archocentrus centrarchus (flier cichlid) is the source of this 2260-nucleotide messenger RNA. RefSeq names its product chloride anion exchanger-like. The transcript has 19 exons. Gene Ontology annotation, molecular function: secondary active sulfate transmembrane transporter activity. The record is from RefSeq and is a predicted model, not a curated record. Gene Ontology annotation, cellular component: membrane. Gene Ontology annotation, biological process: sulfate transmembrane transport. Bases 1 to 2178 code for a protein of 725 amino acids. NCBI's taxonomy places the organism in Eukaryota, Metazoa, Chordata, Actinopteri, Cichliformes, Cichlidae.